CUGUACGGUGUAGGCGACAGGAAACUCUGCUCACUUAGAUAAAGUCAACCCCAUCUUUAUAAACGUACAACACGGUAGCUAGUUUUCUUUCAGAGAUCCGCGCACCAUUUUUUUCCCCCACCCCAGACAUUACAUUUAUUUUCAUUUACUUUCUACGAAAAUGUAUCGUCUGCUCAUCCUUGGACUGCUUGGCGCAGUGUGCGUUGCACAAACCAAUGUCCCAUCUUCAAAUGAUACGUCUUCUGCGAACACCACGCCUUCUGCGAACGCCACAUCAAGCACAAUCGCCAUGACAUCAAGCACAGGCUCAACUUCAAACGCAACCCAAGAAAGAGAAGCUUCAUCGUUCGGUAACGUGACAGAAGAUUACAAUACAUCAGUGGCCACUCCUCAAGUGACAACUACAGGCUCCCCACCGACCACAGCUAAAGCGACACCCACAAAGAAACCACUGACCACAGCGAAGGCGACAACUCGAAAGACACCGCAAAGCGCAGCUCCACCUCUAAAACCAGAGGGUAAAUUAUUGUACGUAAUUCUCGUCGUCAUUAUUAUAAUUAUAAUUUCCAUCAUCAUCGCCGUGCUCUGCAUGUGGAUGAAGAUACGUAAGAAGCAGAGUUUCACACUGCAGAUGGUUAAUGGUCAGGAUUCCCAAGAACUGGUGCCACUGGAUUUAGCAGCCACCGCAUCCGCUGCCAAACACCCCAAAGAGGAUGGAGAGCCCGAGUCUGACAAAGAAGAUUCGAACGAUUCUGACGACAAGGCGGACAACGCCACGAACCCAGACGAGGUUACGGCCAAAGCUGCACAGCCGACUGAGAAGACCCCAAGCACCGAGGAGGACGCAGGGAGCAAGCCGCUGGCCGAGAGCGGCGGCGACUUUGCGGUGCACAAGGCGGUGGAGAAGUCCAACAGCACGGACCCGCCGCCAGACUCCAGGUCCUCGGACUCGUCCCUCUCUCUGCUCUCGCCCGAGGAGAUCAAGUCCAUCGGCGACUCGCUGAGCGUGGAGCCCAAGGUGUCUGGCGACAAGCGGCAGGACGGCGACGGGCACGAGGUUCAGAAAGCUGGCGCCGAAGAGGAAGCCGCCAGCAAGACCAACACCAACAACAACAACAACGCGCUGUUGGUGCCUGCCUUCGCUCGAGACGAGACGCUGUCCACCACCAACACUGGCAGCAGCGGCGGCGGCGACGGCCGCGGCCCGGAUUCGUCGGGGCGGGCCAACGGAGGCGCCGUCGCGAUUCCGAUCGACAACGAGCACGCGGCGAGCUCCGAUCCGAAUCCCCCGUGGCCUCGCGCAUUUGUCUAGGAGGCGCCGGCCGUCAGGAGCCUGCAGGACAAAAAAACAUUUUCGAGUAAGAAAAUGGAAUGAAGAAAGGAGUACAGUCUUUACUUUCUUAAAACUAUUUUCAAAGAUCUCUUUGCAACAAAAUGUGUACAUACAUCAUACUUUUUUCCUGGGAAACUACGCAAUUCAUUUUAGGAUCUGAUUGAUUUUUUAUCGAUUAAUACUCUUCAUUCAUAAUAACGGUGUUUGGGUUAGAUCACGUAAGCAUAAAUGUGUCGUAUCCCUCCACCAUCCGACAUAGCCAGUAAGGUUUGUCACAUAAACAACGCGCCAAUUAUUACUACUUUAGCCCACCGGUGUGUUGGUGAGUAAAUUCACAACAUUUACAAUUUGAGUAUUUACGCGAUCUAACUCAAAAACCUUUAUUAUGAAUAUUAUUGGUCGUGAAAGCCUACGUGUUAAUACUCUUCAUACACGUACUUCCACCAGAGGGUUUUUUUUAAUUGAAGGUUCUUUGAAAAUGUUCAUAGAGAUGUACACACACAAACAAAUACUUAAAUUAUAAUCUCAUAUAGUCUCCAAUAUGCCAUUUUAUAUAGUUGGUGUCAAUUUCUCUUUUAUAUGCUUUAGUCGCGUCAGUGAUCUGCUACUAAAUGAAUCAGUGUGCAAACGAUGAAUGCAUCAAUUAAUCUCCGUGAGCGAGGGAAUAUAUAUUGUCCAAUGAGUUUAUUGAAACUUCAUAUGAGUUUUCAAAAACUCAGACCAGGUGGCUUAUGGGUAGAGCGAGUGGCUUGCAAGCGAGUUCAAAUCCUGGUUUUGGGGAGCUGAUUCGGCCCAUCAUAAAGCCGGUGCCAUGUUGUGGGGAAAUCGUCAGUGGUCGUCCUAUGAAUGGACUCGGCCCCUGCCAUGGGAAUGCAGAGUUUCCACUGCUGGCUCAGAGCUCUAAGACAGGACAUGAGAACUCAUUAAAUAAAGAAAUGACUUUGACUUCGUUGUUAUUGAUAAUAGUUGUGUUCCUUAAACAGACAAUGUUUGGUCAUUGACAGCAGCCAGUGUUUGUAGUUAACGUUUUAGUUCAUGUUUUAAAGAUGUUUCUUUCCCUUUAUGCAACUUUGUCGUGAAUAUUAAACAUCCCAAAAAAGCAAAUUUGGAGACUGGUGCAUUUUAUCAUUUAACUGCCUAACGUUGGCAACUGAAAGCAGAAUCAGAAUGUGUAUUUAUACUGCAGGAACGCGAUGAACUAUGACGCUCUUUUUCACAGAUGCCCAGUAGUCAUCCGUGAAAAAAGCAAUCGAGGUUUCCAUGAAAAUGUUUAUCGCAGCGAAAUUUUUCACUGUGACAUUCACGUGUGUGCUCUUUGCAAUUAUUAUGAAUUCCACGGUCGUACUUUGGCUAACUUGUUUAUAAUACAAUGUCUGCAUGAAAUAAAGCAUUUGAAAAACUUUG
Molecule: messenger RNA, 2737 nt
Organism: Lethenteron reissneri (Far Eastern brook lamprey)
Lineage: Eukaryota; Metazoa; Chordata; Hyperoartia; Petromyzontiformes; Petromyzontidae
Source: RefSeq, a predicted model, not a curated record